GGUAUAUAUUAGUCUUCAUUAGCUAUGUCGAGCAAUUUAAUGAACUUAAGAAAAUCUAGAGUUGGAUUGUUAAAUCUUAUUUAGGAAAUUAUAACUAUAUAUACUUUGUAAAUUGUCAAUGAAUUGUUCAUGGUGAGAUGUCAGUCUGGGAAAAAGUGAAAUGAAGUCUGGAUAGGAGAGUGCAGGCUUCACUGCUAGGCCUGGCACUGUCACUGUAACCAGCUGUGUGACCUUUGGCAAAUUGCACCAUCUCUGGAUGUUCAUUUUCUCAUCUAUAAAUGAAGCAGAGCAGACUAGAAGAUUUGUAGAGCCUCUCCAGGGAGAACCUUCUAUGAGUUUCCUCUUUGCUGACUCCAGACUGUCAAUGGAGGAGCACUGUUGAACUUUGAAAUAUUGGCUAUUCAUAUUCAGGUUUUUACUUGUUACAUUCAAAACUUUGCAUUAGAGUCUCUAAGCAUUUUAUAAUUAAGUAGUAGACAUGAAAUUUGAACUAGUGUAUUACAGUUUUUGAAUUUUAAAUGGUACAAAAUACUCCCGUUUACUUUAGACUUGGAUACCACAACAGGCUAAAAGGUUUAAAGUAAAUGGUUUCUCCAAAAGCAAACCAGAGUCCCAAUGCCAUGGCUUGCUGUGCUUCCCGUUACUGCCGCAGUGUCCACACCGGCCCUGCCACCACCACCUGCUCAUCUGAAAAAUGCUGCCGAUGUGGAGUCUGCCUGCCCAGCAUCUGCCCACACGCGGUUUAGUUACCGGAGGCAACCUGCUAUGACAGCUGUCCCCCACCGUGCCGCAUUCCUCGGCCCUGUGUGCCCGCCUGCUUCGUGCUCAACUCAUCCCAGCCUACCCUAGGCCUGGAGACCCUGAGCCUCACAACCUUCACUCAGCCCUGCUGUGAGCUCUGCAUCCCAAGCUGCCGCUGACCGAUGACUGCCUCGCUCAGUGCCUGGAGAUAACACUGAAGCUAUCUAUUCAGCAUUCACUUGCCUCAGUAGUUUAUCAGACAUUGAGGCAGACCAGAUGGCCUAGAUAUGCACAGCCUACCUUUCAUCUUAAUGGAAAGAAAAUCAAGAAAUUUUAAUGGUUAUUUGGCUAACCAUUUGGUUCAUUUGGGCAGGUGAAUGUCAUCUAUUAUCAAAAGUAUUGAUAUCUAUAAGACCUCAGACUGUUUGUUUGUCUGUUUUUUCUGUCUGCACAGCUUGUGGGAUUUUAGUUUCCCGACCAGGGAUAGAACCCAGGCCCUCAGCAGUGAGAGGGUAAAGUCAUAACCACUGGACCUUCAGGGAAUUCCCCAGACCGUAUUUUGUUGGUCAUGUUGCUUCCUAGAUCCCAUUCCUUAUAUUGAGUAUUUUCAUAGAGGAAAAAUAAUUUCCUGAUGGGUUUUCCAAUAAACUUUAUUUCUGUGGCAAUAAAUAAAGUAAAUGGUUACUGUUUGAAUCAUCUCAUCUUUGAUGUUAUGAAUCUCUGUCUUCACAUAAAUUAUAUAGCUUCUGUAGAAUAAGAUGUGCCCAUUAGAAAGCUGCAGGAAAACUAGAAUAAUGUAGUUAAUAGUAAGAUAUCAGGGCUUUUCUGAUAACUAAAAUAUUUACCAGGUUAAGACUAAUUAACACUUACCAAAACUUAU
This is a messenger RNA of Globicephala melas (long-finned pilot whale), 1621 nucleotides long. RefSeq names its product keratin-associated protein 3-3-like. The record is from RefSeq and is a predicted model, not a curated record. Gene Ontology annotation, cellular component: keratin filament. Gene Ontology annotation, molecular function: structural molecule activity. Lineage: Eukaryota; Metazoa; Chordata; Mammalia; Artiodactyla; Delphinidae.